Molecule: messenger RNA, 7269 nt
Organism: Lethenteron reissneri (Far Eastern brook lamprey)
Lineage: Eukaryota; Metazoa; Chordata; Hyperoartia; Petromyzontiformes; Petromyzontidae
Gene: LAMP1
Product: lysosomal associated membrane protein 1
Biological process (GO): establishment of protein localization to organelle
Cellular component (GO): late endosome membrane; plasma membrane; lysosomal membrane
Source: RefSeq, a predicted model, not a curated record
UCCUUACCAUCGCUCAUGUGUUGUGGUGUGCUGUAUUCCCCUGCAGUGGGAUGGGUGGUUGCUGCUCCAGAUAUCGGCCACUAUGAAGUCUACGAUGGCAGGCGGGUUUGUCUGAAGGCGCAGGCGGCUCUGCAGCUGCUUGUGAACAACACCAACGGUCUGGGCUUCCUGAAGUUCGACAUCAAUCCGAAUGUCACCAAUGCCAGUGGUGCUUGUCUAUCCAGUACCUCCACGCUGAAGCUCCAUUUCAAAGAGGGAUAUGUCUUGUUCACUUUUAAUAAGGUGGACAAAAGUGCAUUCUUGGAAUCUGUUACAGCUAAACUGUCCUUACCCCCUGCAGCCCACGUUUAUAACGAUACCUUCCACCCCAAGAUCCCUCUAGCACCAUCCAACGAAUCGUUUGAGUGUCACUCCCGGAACACGGUUGUUCUUGGAAUGGCUCUUAGUCUAGUCGCGACAGACGUGCAGGUGCAGCCUUUCGGCAUCGCCAACGGCACCUUCUCACCAGGCGCGAGGUGCUCGGAGGAUGUCACCAUUCCGACCACCCAUACCACGCCGCCGCACAACCACACCACGCAUGCGCCCAAACCGACAAAAUCCCCCGCCCCUCCCACUCAUCAUCCCACUCAUCAUCCCACUCAUCAUCCCACUCAUCCUCCCACUCAUCCUCCGCCGUCACCACCGUCGGCGCCUUCCAAGGGCAACUACAGCAUCAGCCAAGACAACCACACCUGUCUCAUUGCCGUCUUGGCCCUGCGCUUCAACGUCGAGUACAUGAGCCAAAGCACCAAACAGGUCGCCCAUGGCAUAUUCAACGUGGAUCCCAAUAACACCAAGGCCACCGGCCAUUGUGACCCCAUCUCGCCCAUGCUGAACCUCACGUACCCCGAGGGUUAUCUGAAUUUCACAUUCGCCAAGAACGAGAGCAAGUUUUACUUGCAUAAGCUGGAGGGCCAGCUCCAGUAUGCUUUCCCUGACGCGGCGCCUCACGAGACAUACAUGGGAGCCAACAACUCGCUGAAGCUGUUCCAGGCGAGCGUGGGCAACUCGUACGCGUGCAUGGCGGAGCAGUACGCGGUGGUGAACAGCACCGUGAACCACACCGUCCGGGUGGUUAUCUCGCAAGUCCAACUGCAGCCCUUCAACGUCACCAGCUACAACUUGUCUACAGCCGAGAAAUGCUCGCAGGACACGGACAACAUGCUCAUCCCCAUCAUCGUGGGCUCCGUGCUGGCCGCACUCGUGCUCGUCGUACUUGUGGCCUACAUCAUCGGAAGACGCCGCAGCCACUCCGGCUACCAGUCCAUCUAGGCCUCUCUCCAUCCUCGCCACCCUCCCAGCCAAUCGCCGCCCUGUCCCCUCACCACCCGGCGGCCCUACCUCCCCCUGCCCUGUCUCCUCACCACCCAGCCCUAACUCCCCCUGCCCUGUCUCCUCACCACCCAGCCUGACCUCCCCCUGCCCUGUCUCCUCACCACCCAGCCCGACCUCCCCCGCCCUGUCUCCUUACCACCCAGCCCUUUCUCCUCACCACCCAGCCCGACCUCCCCCGCCCUGUCUCCUCACCACCCAGCCCUACCUCCUCACCACCCAGCCCUGUCUCCUCACCACCCAGCCCUGUCUCCUCACCACCCAGCCCUGUCUCCUCACCACCCAGCCCUACCUCCUCACCACCCAGCCCUGUCUCCUCACCACCCAGCCCUACCUCCUCACCACCCAGCCCUGUCUCCUCACCACCCAGCCCUGUCCCCUCAUCACCUAGCCCUGUCUCCUCACCACCCAUCCCUCUCUCCUCACCACCCAGCUCUGUCCCCUCAUCACCUAGCCCUGUCUCCUCACCACCCAUCCCUCUCUCCUCACCACCCAGCCCUGUCUCCUCACCACCCAGCCCUACCCUCUUCUGCCCUCGCUAGCCAGAAUGUCUUCUGAGAUUGGCUGUGCAGCCUUUUCCCCACGGUCCUGUUAAGACCCACAGCCCACUCAGAUCUAAGAUUCAGACAUUUCUGGGUAAAAGUUUUAAAACGUUUUCUUCUUCCUAAGUGGGCCUUUUGACGUUAUAGCUCUUGUCAAGUUUAUUUGUUUAAUCGGGUGAGAACCACGAGACUAUGUAUUGUUUGCAUUUUCUCUAUGCAUAUAUAUACAUCGGUUGACUUAUGUUCUACCACAACCAACUGCUAUUCCUUCAAUAUGAAUAUUUCUCCAGAUCUGAGUGGGCCUGUUAAGACUCAUCUGGUGUGAAGCAUUGCAGGAGAAUGCCGUGGUAGAUGCAUGUAAACUAGAACAAAAAUAGUUCCCAGGAAACAAUAACUUCUGCGUGUACCACGUGCUGGGCUCGCGCACCGCUUCCAACGCGAGGCCGUGGAAAUCAGAGCCACGCAGCCUCGACUGGAUUAGCUGCUUUUUCCCCGAGGCCGUGGCGAUCUUUACCAUGUCGCACCGAUCGCUCUGUCGUUCACCGAGCUGCCGUUACCAAAGGCAAUUGGCGGUCGGUCCACUAUAUUGGCUCGGCCUCACGGCGGCACGCUUUCAAUGAGAUGCGUACGAUCGCGUUCGCCGGCCUCGACUCCGAGCGGAAAGGUGUACCGGGCGUUGCGCUCGCGGCUGCUACGAGCCAGGCCCGGCUGAUUAGGAGAGCAGCAGCAGCAGCGUCCCCUCUGAUAAGCGGCUUUGACAUCUGUCUACUCAAAACCUGCUGGUAGCUGCCGGAACGAUAGAUCACUGGACCACGAGUGAACCUCGUGCCCUGACGCUUACACUUGGCCGACACUCAAGCCAACGCCGAUUCCCGGUGCAAAGCUCGACCUUACGUGCUGCCCCCCACCGUGCUGCCCACUCGGGGCAGCCGUGCCACCGCACCGGAGGUCCACAUGCACGAGGAUGCAUGCUGCUUUACCCCAUCGAGUCAGCCUGUGGAUGGGCCAUCGGCCAUUUGUCUGAAGGCUUGCUUGAUCGCAGGCAUUCUCGAAAUCGGUGGUCCUGCGCAGCGAUUGGAUGCGAGCUGUCUGCUCUGAGAGCUCCUUUGGCUGAGGGGCCUAUUGCAGGCGUAGGCGAUGAUUGUGAUCGUACUUGCCCACCCACGGAGUCCAGUGAUGUUCCACCGAGCGACGGCGCUACCCGGUCAAGGCUGCGAGCAACAGAACUCCGUUGCGUCUGCGAGCCAAUGGGGAGUUAUAUAUAAGCGAACCACUCAUGACAGCAUGCCGCUUGCGACGCUAAGCUUCAGCACACUGUAAUUAUAACAUAGGACGUCUGAAAUUAAGCUGCUAACUUUCCUCAAAUUGUAAAUGAUGGGGAUGGCUGUGCAGCACACACAUCGGACCUGCUCUGUUUCACUAGACUCGUGCAAGAUGAAUGCAAAUACUUUUGACCAACCCGAACAUAAGGCGACUCACGCUUGCUGCGACGCCUAGCAUUGGAAGGCACAAGGCUGGAACCUGACCUGUACCCAUUCAGCCUAACUUCACCAUCAAGCUCGAAUCGCAUUGAUCCAACCCAUGUUUAAUGGUUCAUUGAGAGCAAAGUGAGAAGGAAGGUGGUGGUGGUGAGUGCCGUCCGUGGUGGUUGCCGUGAGUUGACGCCGGCCCAACGGCUUCUGAAUUAUUUUAAUGUGCGGUCGUGGCAUGGGCGGCACUUGGGCUAAAUUAGCCUCUUGAUUCGAGAAUACGUGGUCAGCUUGUGUACGUUGGUAAUGUAAAUUUUCUGCACCGAUCUGAGGCCUGCGUUCGAAAUGACGAGGGGCAAUAACGGCAAUGAGUCGAGCAAGAAGCUCGCCGUGACGAUUCUCGCGUUCGCAUCGCCGAGCAGUUGGGGGGGGAGAGAGAGCGUGAGGAUGGGGCCCGUCGUGGCCUCGCUGCACGGUGCCCACUCCACCCCAGCUCCGCUCUGCGACGUGAACACGGCGGCGGGGAUGAGUUGGGGCUCGUCUGGGCCACCUUCGCUCAAACGUCGUGGGCGCUAGGACCAGCGUGGUCACGAAGUACGUCGGUGUACCCUACACGGGUAUGUGGAGUGGCCACGAGUUUAAGGAUAUAUUGCUUGAAUAUACAGCGGAGCACGUGUGGGCAGCAUGGCGAGUGCGUGGGCGCCGUGAAGGGUGACGCAAGCUUGUGGACAGCUAAACGCCCUUUGUCAUAACCAUGGAAACAAAAUUGCUCUUCCGGGGUCGUUGGUGAGUUAUGUGAAAAUCUAUCCUUGCACUCGCGGCAGUUUGCACCCGCACUGGGCAUCGGUAAGCGCGGGAAAUCGCUUCUCCGUGGGUACCAACACGUUGUUUCAGGGGUGGGCUUUGUUCCAGCCACCGUUUUGAUUGUCGGCAGUGCCUUGCAGCAGGUCUUGCGGUUUCCCCCCCCCCCCCCCCACUGAUCACUGUUCACCGUGCCCACCGAGGUAACGCGAUGAGCUCUCCCUCGUCACCACCCUGCCACGUGGAGCCGGGCAGGGGGGGUCGGGUCACUUUAACCCUGGAAGUGCCGCCCGUUCAAAGCGUCUCCACCCAGACGUGGAGACUGUCAUGCUCUUGGUGGGUGCAAGGUAUAAUAAUUCAAUGUUAUGUAGCGUGGUUCGUGGAGAACUGCAUCUCGCAUUGCCGUGCAAGACAACCGCAAAAAUAUUGCCCCGUGCAAAUACAUGGCGCACCCUAACCUGGGUCAACUCAAGGGCGUAGUAAACAAAAGGCGUUUUAAACGGGACUAGAGGAAGGGACUUAAGUUGACCAAUGUGGAGCAGUUGUGCGGGCCACACAGUGGAACGCCACCUCCGAGUAGCACGGUUGGCUACGUGCGGUGGGACAAGUCCACCAUACAGAUGGGAAGGCACUGCCCACUCAAUGUCUUGCAUUUAAUUGUAGGCGGAAUGAAGCGGCUCCAUACUGGCGGAACGAAGUGUACCCUGGUUGGGAGGGAAGAGAGAGGCAUAGGCUGAAGGGAGGAUCUAUACCACUCCGGCUACCCUCGGCUACGGGGAACAUUUAGAAGCAACAAGUUGAACGCUUGGCACUGGUAAAAAAUCGAUUGACGUGUUCCUUGGCCUGGUCGUGUUUCACGUGAACACCGCUCCUGUCUUUGAGCAGCAACGAGUCGUAUGAUGUUGACAAGCAAGUUGCGCUUUCACAAUUCUUUAUCGGCACUGCUGCAACGCCCUCCCCGGUUAUAAAACAACAAUAACGUUCGUCAUGAACGUCGUGGCCUCUCUGGUGAAUUGCGUUCGUAGUCCAUGAGCGGGAAGCGAUGCAGGCGGGUAACCACCGAGGGACAUCUUCCAUUUCAGGGGUUGAGCGAGUGCUCUGGUCAACUCCUCCGGCAGUGUCUGCCCGUAGCGGUGUAACAACCGGGGCGUUGACCGAGGUGCACCACAUCAUUAUUAUGAACCCAUCGCCCCAAAGGGAAUUGAUUGUCGCGUGGGAGCAUUUUGAUAAAUGUGUUUGGUUUUGAAAUGGAAAACAGCUGCAUUUACAGUACUGACGUUACCAAUAAUACCGAUGCGAUGUGUGAAAUGUUUAAGCAUAUUUCGUAAUCGGGUGAGGUGGGUUUGUUUCCAAUUGCUGGGUGAUUUCGCGUGGCUUUUUAAAUGUUAUAUUUGUUGUGCAAAACAUACGAGAUUCUUUAAAUGCACUAAUCGCAUUAAGUAUAAGUUGAGGGCCUCUGUACGCUGGUGGAGUUUUUACCCGACUUUAGUGUAAGGAUACAAUAAUUGGGGCUAUAGGUUGUGUAAGCCAUGAUAGGGCCUUAGUUGUUUUGCUUUCUUAGUUUAGCAUGGCUUCCUGUAGUCUUGAUAAUUUUCAAUAAUGUGUAGGAAGCAUCUUUCCCCGCGCACGAUGCGUCCCCUCCACCUGGUUCACGAGCACGCAGCUGUGCCGGCUCGCUGCCUGUAAACAGCUCCUGCUGCUGCUACUGCCGCUGUCACAAAUAUGCAACGUCCACCGCUAGACCCUUGCACACCCAUAAUUGCGUGUGAACGGUAGAUCAAGUCUGCCGGUGAUGUUGACCUACCCUGAUGGACCCCUCUUGCCCCCACCGUGAACCUAUGUGGUUUGGUCUCCCAAUUGGGUGUGCGACUUGACUGUAGUACUACUUGCUCUGGCUGUAGUACUACUUGCUCUGGCUGUAGUACUACCUGCUCUGGCUGUAGUACUACCUGCCCUGGCUGUACUACCUGCCCUGGCUGCUGUGUCAAAGUGGUGGAGUCUCCUUCAGCUCCUUAAUCCGUGGUGAUGAGCACUUGCCGUUCCCAAAAAUCCCACGGCAUUGUGAGUUUUAACCUAAAUGAAAUCCCACGACGGUGGAUGUUAACCUUAAUUAAACGGGCUUUAAACGCUGACAAAAUACAGCAUUUUCUCCCUUACUGCUUUCGAAGGCUUUGUAGCUUAAUGUUAGACCGAUGUUUAAUAUUUUUAGGGGGUUUUCUUUUAAAAAGGGAUUUUUUUUAUUAGUUAUUCCUUGUCUGUAGAGACGCUGGUUUAAUGUAACUCAGAAGCACCAACGCGUCGUAGCCACUUCUCGCCACCACUGCGAGCAGCUGGUGCUGGCUGCUCUUUCUCUGAUCACCAGAUCGAGAUCCGUGCCGCACUCCCGUUCUGAAGCUUAUGGCCACCCUCCAAUUUUGCUGUACAGCUGCCAUAGUGGUGUAGUGGAGCGUAGACUGGAUUUGCAAACCAAGGGGGUCGUCGGUUUGAUUCCGUCUUCCGGCACUGCUGUUUAAUAACAGUGCAGCAGCAAGUUUCUCAAAUCCCUGUGCUUCUGCCCACCCAGCAAGAGCGUCAAUUGGUCAAGUGUAGGUGUGCCCACCUCCUCCUACACAUUUGGUCGUCUUCGCUUUCAUGGGAGGAUCUUUUGCCAGCAUUGGCAUAAUAAGCAAUUGCAGGGCCGAGCCUUUACCAUUUUGGCUUUACCACUUGAAUCAUUUUAGGGAAUGCCGGAGGGGAGAUGUUGCUCCGCGUGUGAUGCAUGCUUUUUUGGAGCAGGAUGAGUUCCUUUCUCUCUUCAAAUGUAACCUGGACAUUGUGACACUGCAUGGCUGGGACUGCUUCCUUCCCACCCAUUCCCAGAGUUAGGUGGUGGCUCGCUGACAUUGGAUGUGUACACCGUCAUCUUGGCAAUUGUGGGGUGAAGACUAGCUGCAAGUGGCAACAUGCUGGCUGGUCUGGGUGGUUAGAACGUGCUACAAAGGGACUUCAGUUAUUAUUAACGGGUUUCUAAUUUGUGUGUAUUGUUUUAAUUGGCUCUCUUGAAUGUGCAGGUUGCGUUUGGUAAUAAAGACUUCUGGAUUUGACAA